UACUAACGCAGACUCCGACAAUCAUGCUCAACUCGGUGUUCGUGGUGUGCCUUCUGGUCUCUGCUGCCCUCGCCAUUCCUGGUGGCUACGGCGGCGGCGGACAUGGCGGGGGAGGAUACGGUGGCGGCGGCGGACAUGGUGGUGGCGGCUAUGGCGGCGGUGGCUACAGUAGGCCCACCCCCUACGCUUUCGACUAUGGCGUUUCUGCUGGCUACACCAACUUUGGCCACAGCGAAAAGGGCAACGGUCAUGGAGGCGUGACCGGCGGCUAUUGGGUCAACCUUCCCGACGGCCGCGUGCAGAAGGUGUCCUACGUAGCUGACUACGGUGGCUUCCGCCCCGUGGUGUCCUACUCCGGCAAGGCCCACUACCCUGCAAGCUACGGAUACGGCCAUGGCGGCGGUGGCGGCGGCUACCACUGAAAACGUCACUACUUGAAGCACUGAUGGGGUUCUUCGUUAUAGGGAGUAAAUAAAACGUUCAAAUAAAAGAUUUUUUUCAAUAGAAA
Portunus trituberculatus (swimming crab) is the source of this 508-nucleotide messenger RNA. Its product is annotated as glycine-rich cell wall structural protein-like. The record is from RefSeq and is a predicted model, not a curated record. The transcript has 3 exons. NCBI's taxonomy places the organism in Eukaryota, Metazoa, Arthropoda, Malacostraca, Decapoda, Portunidae. Gene Ontology annotation, cellular component: extracellular matrix. Bases 24 to 422 code for a protein of 132 amino acids.